UGUGUAUGUGUGGACAUCCACUUAUGGUACCAGUAAGAAGUUUAAAGGCCUACAGGAGAUUCUUGUGUCAGAUGUCCAUAUUGACCUACUUGGAUUCAUGUGUUUACGAUGUUGACUGUGGUUGUUGUGGCUGGAUGUGGAGAUAACUCUUCUGUUGACCGUGAGAUGAAGGUGUGUUUAUUCUGGCUGGUUGAUGUUGACUGUUGUCCCUUCAGUGUUGACCUGCUAAUAAAUUCCAGUCGGGGGAGAUGUGUUUACUCUCACUAUGCAAGGAAACAUCUGUCAACAGUCAAGACCCACAGUAUACUGUUUCCUUGAAAACAAAGUUGUAUCAGUUGUUAUUUAUGUGUUAUUGCUGUGGUGAUUCUAAUCAUGUCCUCUCCUCUGCUACCAGGGUGUCCACAGCAGUUUAACAGAUUCAUGGAGAAGAUACUGACAAUAGGUCUGACUCUUUUUUUAACGCUCUGUGUGGACAUACGAGGAGCAGGAGGACUGAAGGAGGGGGCAAAUGGCGAAAACAUCCAGAAACGUUCACCCCGAUCUUCAGAUUCAAAAGGAGGCCGUUGCUCCUACACUUUCAUUGUCCCACAGCAAAAACUGACAGGUGCGCUGUGUUUGAACACGCAGUCUGCUUCUGCCAACCAGUCAGAGGUGGCAGCGCUGCGGGCGGAGCUCAGACGGCAGCAGGAGCAGCUGGAGAAGCUUCAGGGCCAAUUGGAGAAGGACGGGUCCCUUGCCAUGGAGGUAAGAGCCCUGCGCAAAGAGAGUAACAGCAUGAAUUCACGCAUUGCCCAGCUCUAUGCCCAGCUGCUACAUGAAGUCAUACAUAAGAAAGACCAGGCUUUGGAACAGCGAAGGGUAGAGAACCUCCUGCUAAAUGCUACAACACAGGCGCUGCAGGUGUCCAGUAACUACAGGGAGCUGGAGAAGAAGUAUGGAGCCCUCACCUCCAUGUUGAGUUCCCAGAACCAGUUUAUUGCUCGUCUGGAGAAGCAGUGCCAGUGCAAGGAGACCACCCAGACCUUGCUGGUGACAACUGAAUCCCCAAAAAGCCAGCCUAAUGUGCAUCUUAAUCACAGCACAGAAGCCAACGAAAUGACCAAUGACGUUCAAAGGGACCAAAGUGUUCUUCCACCGCAGCAGGAAAAAACACUUCUCUCUCUCCCCACCACCGCAGCCAACACCACUACAGACCCUCCUUUCAUUAGUUUCCCCGUCACAAAGACUCCAGGGCCAUGGCGGGACUGCCACCAUGUGCUGGAAUCAGGUGAGACCACCAGCGGGAUCUACCUGCUCCGUCCACAGAGUGCCAACCGCCUCCUGCAGGCCUGGUGCGAGCAGAGUCGGGCUCAGGGAGGGUGGACUGUCAUCCAGAGGAGACAGGAUGGGUCAGUGAAUUUCUUCAGGACCUGGGAGCAGUAUAAGCAAGGCUUCGGUAACCUAGACGGCGAGUACUGGCUCGGCCUGGAACACCUCUACUGGCUGACUAAACAGGCCCAAUAUAAGCUACGGAUAGCUCUGGAGGACUGGCAGGGCCGGCAGGUGUUCGCUGAAUAUGACAGCUUCCGCCUGGAGCCGGAGAGCGAUUGGUACCGACUGCGGUUGGGACAAUACCACGGCAAUGCAGGGGACUCCCUCUCAUGGCACAAUAACAAGGCCUUCACCACUCUGGAUCGAGACAAGGACAGCUACACAGGCAACUGCGCUCAUUACCAAAAAGGAGGCUGGUGGUACCACAUGUGUGCCCACUCCAAUCUGAACGGUGUGUGGUAUCGGGGCGGGCACUAUCGCAGCCGCUAUCAGGAUGGGGUCUACUGGGCGGAGUUCCACGGAGGAUCCUACUCUCUCAAACGAGUUUCCAUGAUGAUCAAACCCUCAUAAGAUAGUUGCAUUAUGGGCAUGUGCAAAAGAGAUAUAAUGAUGAACUGUUGCAGGCAGAUGAAGAGGGUCUGUCGCACCCAGUAAUGUAAUAAUUUCCUGAAAAUGAAAUAAAAUUUUCACUCAACCUGACUGAAAAUAUAAUUAACCCAAUAAUUGAAUAACUUGACCAAUAAUGUAAUAAAAUGCUAACUGAUAUUGUAAAACCAUUUCUGCCUAUAAUGUAACACCUUUCUGGUGGGUUCUUUUUUUUCAAAACUGAUAAUGUAAUAAGUGUACAAAAGAAGCUUUUUUCUCAGAAAUAUAAAGUGUGCUAGUUAUACAAAGUUUAUAAUGCCGUUUGUGUCUACUGAAAACACUAACAUUUGACACUAAUUUCAUUUUUAAAAAUGUAA
Plectropomus leopardus (leopard coralgrouper) is the source of this 2273-nucleotide messenger RNA. Lineage: Eukaryota; Metazoa; Chordata; Actinopteri; Perciformes; Serranidae. The record is from RefSeq and is a predicted model, not a curated record.